This is a messenger RNA of Gaeumannomyces tritici R3-111a-1, 1570 nucleotides long. RefSeq lists its product as hypothetical. The transcript is spliced from 2 exons. The record is from RefSeq and is a predicted model, not a curated record. Gene Ontology annotation, molecular function: hydrolase activity. Lineage: Eukaryota; Fungi; Ascomycota; Sordariomycetes; Magnaporthales; Magnaporthaceae. Bases 140 to 1219 code for a protein of 359 amino acids.
CGGAGCUGACCGAAGAUCGGACCUCGGCUCGAGCAUAGAGACAUAAAUAGCUCGGCAGGGCAGCACCAAAUUCGCGCCUAGCACCUAGCUCCAAACCAAUCACGACUUGUAGCGUUUGCGAUACGAAAGAUCAGGCAACAUGUGCGACUUCUCCCAGUACGGCACCCCCUCGGCCGAGUGGCUGGCGCUGGAGCCGACCCUCCCUCCCUUUCCGGCGGAGAUGGCGCUGGCCGACCAGCAAAAGCUGAGCCACACGCAGCGCGAGACCCUAGCCGCUGAGGGCUUCGCGCUGCUGGCCGACAAGCUGGUGACGGCCGACUACGCCAUCCCGACGCGCGACGGCUCGACGGUGCCGGCGCGGACGUACCAGCUCAAGGAGACCAAGGGCCAGAAGGGGCUGCUGCCCGUGUACCUGCACCUGCACGGCGGCGGCUUCUACUUCGGCACGCUCAACUCGGAGGACGGCAUCUGCGCGCGCAUCGCGGCCGACACGGGCGCCGUCGUGCUCAACGUCAACUACCGCCACACCGACACGCACGCGUACCCGACGGCGUGGCACGACGUGCAGGACGCCUUCGCGUGGCUGCACGCCGACGUGGAGGGCCGGCUGGGCGGCGACCCGGCGCGCGUCGUCGUCGGCGGCAUCUCGGCCGGCGCGCACCUGACGGCCUCGCUGACCGUGGCCCAGCACCUGGCCACGCCCGGCUGCGAGGCCCUGGCCGCGCUGCCCCGGCCCGCGGGUGUGGUGCUGAUGAUCCCGACCACGGUGAUGUGGCAGUGCUACGCCGGGCACGCGGCGCGCCUGGCCGACCCGGGCGUGACGGGGUCGUACGCGCAGUGCAAGGACGCGCCGCUGCUGCCCGUGUCGAGGAUCCACCUCUACCUGGACCUGCUCAAGGUCCAGGACCACGACCCGGACAACCUGAUCCUCAACCCCGGCAACAUCCCGCCCGAGAAGGCGAAGGGCCUGCCGCCCGCCACGUUUGGCGUCGCCGGCCUGGACCCGCUCAGGGACGAGGGCCUGUUGUACGCCAAACUGCUGGCAGAGGCAGGCGUCCCGACAAACGUCAACGUCUUCAAGGGCCUCCCCCACGGGUACAGGCGAUUUAACGUCAAGCUUCCACACGGGUCCAAGGUCUGGGACGAGGUCAUGCACGGCGGCAUAAAGUGGGCUCUGUCCAACCCGCAGCCCGCGCCUUUCGAGAUCAAGGAGCAUUGACCAGGGCGAGAUGAUGUCCGGAAAGGAGGGAAGCCGCUGCAGGGACUGGCCCUAGCCGGCAUUGGUUCGGCGUCCAUCUUGGCCGCAGACGGCAGUGGGGCCAUCCGGCCGAUCCGACCAUGGGUUGCAGGCAGGGCUCGGUCGGGGGUCGGGGAGACGGGCCAACGGGCCACACUUGUGCUACCGCAUCGGCGGGACGGUGUCCCGGACUUAUAGUGGAGACAGGUAAGAGAUAGGCCGGGAGACCACAAGAGUGUUCCAGACAAUCGGGUGAUGAUGGCUGCCGUUGCCCUUGAGCAAGAUCCUACUCGAUACUUGGCAUAAUUCCAACAACUGAAUACAAAUUCUGCC